This is a messenger RNA of Monomorium pharaonis (pharaoh ant), 976 nucleotides long. Its product is annotated as trypsin-1-like. The transcript has 4 exons. Lineage: Eukaryota; Metazoa; Arthropoda; Insecta; Hymenoptera; Formicidae. The record is from RefSeq and is a predicted model, not a curated record. Gene Ontology annotation, biological process: proteolysis. Gene Ontology annotation, molecular function: serine-type endopeptidase activity. Bases 59 to 907 code for a protein of 282 amino acids.
GUACUUCAUGAAUCAAGUAUAAAAUGCAGUCAAUGUUAGGCUGACAUCAAACAGUGAAAUGUAUCUUAAAGCAGUCGUGUUCUUUGCUCUCGCAGCGGUAGCGGUCGCCGAGAGGCCCCGAGUCGGUCUUCGGAUGCCGCAGAUCUUGCCGCCUUUUAAGCGCUCGUACUCGCCUCAAGUGGUCGGAGGUAACGAAGCUCCGGUAGGAGGUUACCCGUUCAUAGUUUCCCUUCAACUAUUCUCCGAUCAUUUCUGCGCCGGAUCCAUCUUGAACGAGCGAUGGAUUGUAACAGCAGCACACUGCGUUGAUGCAGUUUCUCCUAGCCUUAUUACCGUUAAGGCUGGCAAGCAUAAUGUUAAUGCUCGAGAGAAUACUGAACAAGAGGUCUCAGUGGUACGAGGUAUCAUACAUGAAAAUUAUGGAGGUGGCGUCGGUCCAUAUGACAUUGGUUUACUUCAGCUUGCGUCUCCAUUGAAGUUUAAUGAUAGAGUAAAGCCCAUCAAUUUGCCAGCACGAGGAAGUGACCCAGGCAAAAAUGAAAAGGGACUGCUUUCUGGAUGGGGCUCCACUUCGACUUCUCGUGUCCCAGUAUAUCCUGAUAAACUUCAGCAUGUUGAAGUAGAUUACGUCGACCGUGCUACUUGCCACAAAGCCGUAUUGGAUUUGACCGGAUCUUCUCCCGUUCACGAAACCAAUGUCUGCUCUGGUCCAUUGACAGGUGGAAUCUCCGCAUGCAGCGGUGAUUCCGGUGGUCCUCUAAUCUCUGUGCGUCCAGGACAAGGACCAGAGCUCACUGGAAUAGUAUCUUGGGGUAUUAUUCCAUGCGGCACUAAAGGUGCGCCAUCCGUAUAUGCCAGAGUAUCCCUGUUCAUCGAUUGGAUUAAUCAGAAAACCGGUAAUAAUUAAUACGGCGAUAUUAAUAAUGUAUUAUUAUUGUAAACUAAUGACAAGUUGUUAUGAUAUUUAAUAAAUAAA